GGGGUCUGUGGAUUGGCUCGGAUCGAUAAAGCACACAUAAUAGCUCCGGCAUAGAAACCGCAGGAUAUUUUAAUCUAUGUAGACGACUCCACAAACCAGCACGGGUGAGGAGGGCACAGCACGUGUCACGUAAAUGAGUGGAAAGGGGACAUUAAUUGGUGUUGCAGAAGCACGACAGAUGCUGUAGGUUCAGGCAGCAAGGCUUCUCCACCCUUCCAGCUCGGAUCUGUAAUUCACACGACACGGGGCGCCUGACGGAUCUCCAUUGGGCUUUUGCGCCGGAUCUCCCACAGCGCCGCUGAAAACUGCCGCCUCUCCAUCACCGAGCCCGUCGGCGCCAGAGGACGAGAAGAAGAUCGUGCUUUCCCUGCCAUGUGCGGAGCGACAUGUAUGCGUGAUUUCAUGCGGUGACAGCGGACAGGGGAAUGGAGCAGUUGUCAUCAAAUUCCUGCAGACGCACCGACGGUGAUACAUUGAAGGCUGUCGUGUAGAGAGAAGACCUUCAUACGCAGCAGCCAAUCCGAGACACUCGGGUUGUUGUUUUUUUUGUUUUGUUUGUUUGUUUUUUUAUCAUCAGCGAAAAGGAUCAGUGGUCAGGUGUCGGCUUUUUCAUGUCAUCCACAACAAUGGGGGAGCAGCCCAUCUACAGCACCCGGGCCCACGUCUUCCAGAUCGAUCCAAACACCAAGAAAAACUGGCUGCCUACCAGCAAGCAUGCCGUCACUGUCUCCUACUUCUACGACAGUACGCGCAAUGUCUACCGCAUCAUCAGCCUGGAUGGCACCAAGGCAAUAAUCAACAGUACCAUCAGUCCGAACAUGACGUUCACAAAGACCUCACAGAAGUUUGGCCAAUGGGCGGACAGUCGAGCAAACACUGUCUAUGGCCUGGGAUUCUCCACUGAGCAUCAUCUCGCCAAGUUCGCAGAGAAAUUUGCGGAGUAUAAAGAAGCAGCACGGCUUGCUAAAGAGAAGAGUCAAGAAAAGAUGGAGAUGGCCACGUCUCCCUCUCAGGAGUCUCCAGGAGGCGAGCUCUCGUCACCUCUGACCCCGGUGACUCCGCCCAUGGAAAACAUCAACGGCACAGAUGAAAUCUGUGACACGACUCCCAAUUCAGACGCCCUUCCAGGGCCAGCGCAGAACGCACUGGCCUUUGCACACAGCCCCGCCAUGACAAAACACUGGGAGGCUGAGCUGGAGGCACUAAAGGGGAACAAUGCCAAGCUAACAGCAGCUCUGCUGGAGUCCACAGCCAACGUCAAACAGUGGAAACAACAACUGGCUGCCUAUCAGGAGGAGGCCGAGAGACUACACAAACGGGUGACAGAGCUCGAGUGCCAGAGCAACCAGACCCCGGUGAUCAAAUCCCAGAAGACUGAACUCAACCAAACCAUAGAGGAACUGGAGACUACACUAAGGGAUAAAGAAGAGGAAAUGGAAAAGUUGAAAGAAGAAUUGGAAAACAUGAAUGACUUGAUGGAGCAGAAAGACACCCUUACCCAGAAACUCGAGGAGACGGAGCUGCGUGGUCGGGUGCUGGAGGAGCAGCUUGCGGGAGCUGAGCAGCGGCUGGAGGAGAACCAAGAGGAGCAGGAGAACUUCAGGAAGAGCCUGCGAACGCUACUGGAGCUGCUGGACGGCAAGAUCUUUGAGCUGACGGAGCUCAGAGACACCUUGGCUCGGCUCAUAGAGGAGGCCAGCUAGAGACGGAGCUGCCCGAUCUUCACAGACAGAACCAUAUGAUGAUUUACACCUUGACACCCCAAACACACCCACAUUUAUUCUCUCCACAACACGCCCUAAUUUCCUCCUACAACCCACACACAUUCAAACUGAGACACUACACUGCCCCUUUUAUGAUUUUGCUCCAAAAGGGCAGCUAACCCCCCAUUUAUACCUGGCAGGCAUCAGGCUCCAACCAACCGCAGGAACUCCUGUAGUUCAGAACAACACAGGGACUACCUCAUCUUGCCUCCUGAUUGGCUGGUGUAGGCGUAACCUCGGUUGAAUUGAUAUCUCCAGUUGUAGAGACUCCUGUCAUGGCACAUUGCAACUGCCCCCCGCCCCCACCCCCCACCCACCCCCACCUCCAAUCCACCCACCCCCACCUCCAAUCCACCCACCCAGCACUCACAAAGAGUUAACUUGAGAACUGUGCCUCAGUGCCAUCUGCUGUUUUACUGGGAGAGCUGCAGCACAGCUUGCAGCAUCACAACACACACACACACACACACACACACACACACACACACACACACACACACACACACCCUUUUCUUCCUUUCUAAACUGCCCCCCCCAAGGGGAAUGUUGAAAGUCAUGUGGAAAUAAUUGCUGUUAAGACUCAGAGAACUGCGCCAAAGCUGCCAAAUCCCCCCAAAAUAUUCUCCUCUAACUAGCAGAUGCUUUGAUCCAAAGUGACUUACUGUACAGAGAAGUGCUGCAUAGAGGAACAGAGUUCCAUGUUUGAGCUCGGGCUGCCAGAGGAGUGUCGCUGGAAACAGAGAAUUAAAGGACGGCUCUCGAAAAACAUCAACGCUGCUCCCCAGCCUGGACACACAGGGCUGCUGGGAGAUGAAGUUUGCUUCGAUGAAUGACUGCAAUGUAUCCACAGCUUAUUUAAAAUCCUACAUGCUAGAUGAGUAUUGAAUCUUCCUGAGGCAUCGUUCGUGCCACACAGAAAUUUUAAGAGGGCACGUGCCCAUGUUAGAUAUGACAUGAGACUUCCUGUAUCCAGACUGCCUCCACCGUCACAGACAACUGACCUGUCUUCCUGCCAAACUCAGUGUGGAGUGUGUUCCCCAACAAGGCCUGACCUUCGACAUAGUGUGUGCCUUCAAAGCACAUAUACGUGGACACAUGUUUGUAUAUAAUAUGUGUGUUUGUUCUGUGCUGUGACAGAAAGACCCCGUAUUUUGGACAUCAAGGCCUACACACAAACACACAAGCAUAUAUAUCCACACACACACACACACACACACACACACACACACACACACACACACACACACACACACACACACACACACUGAGCAAUACCAGACAGGCUCUAUACGACACCUCUAUCUUACUCUAUCAGGUACUCUACUCAGUGGACUCAUGCAGAUAGGUCAAAUGCAAUUCAGCUGAUCCCCCCGUCCGACAGAAAGUAUACUACUGUUGACCGCUAACCUGUGUGGCAGCCCUGUCAGGACGAAGUAGUGCAUCGUGAAGGGCUUAUAGAGUGUCAUCUACGUGUUCGUAAAAUCUCCACCCUCAGUGAAGCUGGCCACAGAAUUUCACUCCUCACGGGUGAACAUAGAACUGUACUCAGUUUCUAAUCUUUUUUUACACAGGAUAUAACACCGAUGAUAUAACAAUAGAACUGUAUAAGUCAACUUUCUACUCAUGACAGCAUUGUAAAUGAAUGGAUGGAUAACUCGAAUGCAGUUACGCCCUGCAGUGGCUUAUUGUUGUGUAUUAACCCACCGAAGAAGUACUGCAUAGUUAUCAUAGAGUAUCGAGUCUGCAGGUAAACAAUGAAGACCUCUUCAGUAUAUAUUCAAAAUGCGUAACAACACAAUGUUAACGGUGUCAAACAUCCUAUGCCAAAACAUGCACUUAUAAAGCAGCUCCUGUAACCGGUACGAUCCCAAACUGCGUCUUAAAAUCUCUUCCUUUGAAACCACUGAAUUUUUGAAAAAGCUACAGUGUCACAUGAAAUGCUGCUGAUCUUACCUUUUAAUUGAGCACCCUGUUUGCACUGUGUUAUUACACUGUUGUAACUAUAUUAUACAUCAAGAGAUUUUCAUUAAAUACUGGCACAGCAUAAUUCUGUACUUAAAAUAUUGUAGCUAGUUACACAGGUUAAUACACUGGAAUAAGACCCAUGAUAAGGGGAAAGUUACCCAUUUCUUUUCUUUCUGGUUUAUCUUUGACAGUCGAAUGACAGAGAUGGAAUACCUUGAUAUUAAUGCUAUUGUUAAUGAAUGCCUUUGUACAGUAGUGGAUAAGAAGCUUUUCAUUCUCCUGUUUUGUAACUUAUGGUAUUUAAAUGUAGGUAUUAUUAUUGUAUUUAGAGGUAUGAGAAGACUGGCAAUAUUUUUGACUAUUUAAAGUAAUUUUGAACUCCUGAUAUUAAAGAGGUACCUCAGGCAAAUGAUGUUCAUAGAUUGGUGAGACUUGUGUGUGUGCAGGUUUGAGGGAUUUACCAAAUGCUGGUGGGAAAAAAAAAAAAAAAAGUGAGAGAGAGCGAUCAGGAGACACACAUGUUGGUGCUUCAGCCAAACUAAAUUCUUUGUUGAAUUCAAACAAAGACAGCAGCCCCUCCAGGCUGAGAACACACCUCUGUGAACUGAGAAAUGCUAUGUUUUAUAUUCAAAUACAGUGACCGCAAAAUUCAGUGUGUGCAAAUGUAUUUUUUUCUGUUUCAUUCUUCUUCUUCUUCUUCUUUUUUAAAACAGAUAAUCAACUAAAUCAUUCAACAAAGAAACAGGCAAUCGCAGAAUUUGCUUCACAAGGUUUUAUUCAAAUGCAGGGGCAAGAUUGUAAAUAAAAUGGAAGGACUAAAGGCAGAAAGGUAUUCUUGAAACAGUGUGUUUACACACAAAAUAUAUAAACACAACUGCAACAUUUAAUAAGUCUGUCGUUUUAGGCAAUUAAUCUGACCUCAUUAUCACCCAUUAACUUGUUUCAUCCUUUUUUGUGUAUUCUCCAUAUUGAUAUUGCACUUCUCAAGUGACUGACUGGCUUAUUCAGACAGCGGGGUCAUAUAGUCAGCCUGUGUGGAUAACAGGUCUACAUAGGAAAUGUUCAGAAGCAAACACAUCACAACACAAUUUGGCUUGAAAUGCUUUGGAAAACAAGAUACAACCGAGGCAGUGAAAUGCAAUGUAAAAAUUACAGUUAGCUGACAGACAAGCUGAGUUGAGGUUAUUCACAGAUCAGUGUUAAAGACAUGACAGUGUGUUUCUUAGGUCAGUCAGGUGAUGGGUAGUUGAUUCAAGGCAAAUGUGCAGCAGUUUCCCAAAAACUUUUGAGCUCGUUGUUUGGUGGAGCAGCGUAAACCUUUGCACUAGAAUCAUUUUCGGAAAAUCUACUCUCGUCAGUUACGGUGACAUUAUGUCGAACAAGGUCAGGGUUCGGUUUAAAAUCAAGAGUCAGGUUAGGGUUAGAUCUCCGUCUCAUGCUACACGAUGAGGGUACCAUGGAAGAACAUUGUGCUGAUAGUGACAGAGGACGUGUAAAAGUGCCUCAGGUUUUCUCUGCCAGCAAAAAAAAAAA
This is a messenger RNA of Acanthopagrus latus (yellowfin seabream), 5261 nucleotides long. It is a transcript of the gene homer1b, whose product is annotated as homer scaffold protein 1b. The record is from RefSeq and is a predicted model, not a curated record. The transcript has 10 exons. The coding region runs from base 612 to 1703 and encodes 363 amino acids. NCBI's taxonomy places the organism in Eukaryota, Metazoa, Chordata, Actinopteri, Spariformes, Sparidae. Gene Ontology annotation, molecular function: G protein-coupled glutamate receptor binding. Gene Ontology annotation, cellular component: dendrite; plasma membrane; cytoplasm. Gene Ontology annotation, biological process: G protein-coupled glutamate receptor signaling pathway; regulation of store-operated calcium entry.